AUGGUAUGUCCUCCAGUCACCUUCUAUGUUCUAGCUCAUUCGGAGACAAAGGUUACAGCAGCCAUGAAUACUACAUCGUUCCACGACAUCUGUUCCACGAACAUUAAAAGUCAGAGAUUGCUGACAGCCGUUGCUGUUUUGCUGUCAGUUUUAGCUGCUUAUACUUUGUUAGCCAACUUGACUGUUUUCCUAGCCAUAGCGCAGACAUUGCUGAAAGGUAGCCGACGUGCGAUUACAAGUGAUCUAAGUCAUAAUAAAAGCAGCUAUAUCACUAGGUUAUUAAUGCUCUCUAUGACAGUCGCUGGCGUUAUAGUGGGAGCUUUUAUCAUGCCCCUUUCGAUAGCGGAAGUAAUUAGCAACAACAAUUGGACAUUUGGACCGCUGCUGUUUAAAGUACGAUUCUCUUUGGAUUAUCUGUUAUGUUCCAUCACCGCUACUCACAUCCAGUACAUGGCUAUAGACACAUUUCUGGUUGUAUGCAAACCUUUGAUAUAUCGGCUUCUUGCUGCUAGAACUGGAUAUGUUUUAGUGGCUCUUGCAUGGCUGAUACCCAUAUCUGUUAUUUUACCUUGGGGCAUUGUUGUGAUGGAGGUGACAGUCAACUGUAAUGCAAGUCUGGACAAUGUGUUUAGUUUGAACAUGUUCUGUGGCUCGGCUCUUUUUUCGUGCUUUACCGUGAUGUGGGUUCUGUACCUGUUCGUUGUGAAAGACAUUCUCAUGUUUAGAAAAAGACACCUACAAAAACGUAGCUCUGACAAUCCUGUGUUCAGAACUUUUGAAUCUCCACCUUCAACUAUUCCCGUGACGUCUUUCAAUGUUCUUGAAUGUAACAGUGUCCAAUCCAACGAGAUGUCAAACACACAAGUUUCACUUCAGCGUUUCCGGAGGAACAUGAGAUGUUUUCAAUUCAUUGGAAUUAUAAUGUUAAGUUUUAGUGUCUGUUGGUUUCCGACUAUUUUCAACCUUACUUUUGGCUCUGUUACACUCGGGAGUGGCCGAGGAUGGAUAUACAUUGUGGUCAACUGGUUGGCAUAUUUCAGCAGCAGUGUCAACCCAGUCUUGUAUUGUACCAACAAAACCAUUAAACGUGCAGUCAUUAAUUUCAUAACUUAA
This is a messenger RNA of Biomphalaria glabrata, 1113 nucleotides long. Its product is annotated as trace amine-associated receptor 1-like. Gene Ontology annotation, cellular component: dendrite; membrane. The transcript has a single exon. Bases 1 to 1113 code for a protein of 370 amino acids. NCBI's taxonomy places the organism in Eukaryota, Metazoa, Mollusca, Gastropoda, Planorbidae. The record is from RefSeq and is a predicted model, not a curated record. Gene Ontology annotation, molecular function: neurotransmitter receptor activity; G protein-coupled serotonin receptor activity. Gene Ontology annotation, biological process: chemical synaptic transmission; G protein-coupled receptor signaling pathway, coupled to cyclic nucleotide second messenger.